CCGGGGAAAAAGCCGGUGGCUGGAGGGGAGUGAAGAAGAAAGGGAGGGAGCCGAACACGGAAGUGGUGGCAGCGCCUGCGGAGCUGGUGGAAAAAGGUCCUAUUGCCGAGGGUGAGAGCUUACAUAAAGGCGUCUGCCUUGUAGGACCUACAUGAGGUGUAGGAGUGACUAGGCCUCCCUUCUCCACCUCAACUAGCACCCGGAGUGAUGGCGAUGACGAUGGCGGCAGUUACUCGGACAGCCCCAAUUAAACUGCGUUCGGAAAGAUACAUCCAGAACGUGCCCAGAAGAAACUUCCUGCCAGAAAAACUGAAAAAGCAGUAUUUAUAACAUUGGGAUUUGUGGAUAAUUUGUUAAAAUGGCAGAAAGUAGUGAAAACAAUUGUAAAAAUGUAGAUGUAAGGCCCAAAACUAGUCGGAGUAGAAGUGCUGACAGAAAGGAUGGUUAUGUGUGGAGUGGAAAGAAGUUAUCUUGGUCAAAAAAGAGUGAAAGUUAUUCUGAUGCUGAAACUGUGAAUGCUGUAGAGAAAACUGAAGUUCCUCUGAGGAGCCGAGAACGGAAGCACAGCUGCUCAUCCAUCGAGUUGGAUUUAGACCAUUCUUGUGGGCAUAGAUUUUUAGGCCGAUCUCUUAAACAAAAACUGCAGGAUGCUGUGGGGCAGUGUUUUCCCAUAAAAAAUUGUAGUAGUCGACACUCUUCAGGGCUUCCAUCUAAAAGAAAAAUUCAUAUCAGUGAACUCAUGCUAGAUAAGUGUCCUUUCCCACCUCGAUCAGAUUUAGCCUUUAGGUGGCAUUUUAUUAAACAACACACUGCUCCUAUAAGUCCCAAAUCAGAUGACUGGGUAGCCACAGACUUGUCUCAGAAUGAAUUGAGGGAUGGUCAGCUAAAACAAAGAAACGUGGAAGAAGAGAGAAACUGUUUCUCACAUACCAAUGUUCAGCCCUGUGUCAUAACCACCAACAGUGCUUCGUGUAGAAGUGGUCCUGUCACUGGCUCUUUGAUGAACCUUAUUUCAAAUAAUAGUAUAGAAGAUAGUGAUAUGGAUUCAGAUGAUGAAAUUAUAACACUUUGCACAAGUUCCAGAAAAAGAAACAAACCCAAAUGGGAAAUGGAUGAAGAAAUCCUGCAGUUGGAAACACCUCCUAAGUAUCACACCCAGAUCGAUUAUGUCCACUGUCUUGUACCAGACCUCCUUCAGAUCAAUAACAAUCCAUGUUAUUGGGGAGUUAUGGAUAAAUAUGCAGCUGAAGCUCUACUAGAAGGAAAACCAGAGGGUACCUUUUUACUUCGAGACUCAGCACAGGAAGACUAUUUAUUCUCUGUUAGUUUUAGACGCUAUAGUCGUUCUCUUCAUGCUAGAAUUGAACAAUGGAAUCACAACUUUAGCUUUGAUGCACAUGAUCCUUGUGUCUUCCAUUCUCCUGACAUUACUGGGCUCCUAGAACAUUAUAAGGACCCAAGUGCCUGUAUGUUCUUUGAACCACUUUUAUCCACUCCUUUAAUUCGGACUUUCCCCUUCUCCCUGCAACAUAUAUGCAGAACAGUUAUUUGUAACUGUACAACUUAUGAUGGCAUUGAUGCCCUUCCAAUUCCUUCUUCUAUGAAAUUAUAUCUGAAGGAAUAUCACUAUAAAUCAAAAGUCAGAGUACUUAGGAUUGAUGCACCAGAACAACAAUGCUAGGAAAGGCUAGGAACACGGGGAUGAUUGCAUACAUAUUUUCAUUUAAUAUUUUAUUUUUCUUAUUAUGCCACUUUGGAUUUUUCUACAAGGGCAGUUAAGUCUAAAAUAAACUUCUGCCCUAAAUUUUACUUCCAGAUCAGUUUAUUUUUCUUAUGAUACACUAAUUGUUUAAGGUUACAUUCUAGGAGUUAAUGGAUAUUUAUGGCCAGGUGUUUAGUUUUUUAUUUUACCAUGUAGAUUGUAUACUUUCCUUUUCUUAAUUGUAAUUUGCAUAUGCUCCAGGGAUAUUUGAUAUUUGGUAGGCAUUGCAAACACAGUUAAAUAAUCUAUUUCAUACCUUGCUUUAAAAAUAAUCCUCUGUCCUUUCCUACCUGUAAAAUGCUUUCUUAGCCUAUGUCAUUGGUAUUCCUGCACAUAUAAAAUAGUUUCCCCAGUCCCUCCUACAGAGUUGCUUUAAAUAUCUUCAAUAAGCUGAGUGUUGUAAUUCACCAUCCAUACUAAUGUAACUGACUUUUGUAAUUUACUGAUUGGGAUAUCAAAGGUGAUAUGAUAACUUAAAAUCAAACUUGAUAUGUUUUCAUUUUAAAUAUUACUUAAAAAUCUGGAGUACUAAAUUUGUAAUCUGGUCAGCAAGAAUCAAAUGAAAAUGUGAUAUUUUACAGGUGAACUUAUUCUACUGUGCGGCAUGGUUAUUAGUUCUUGAAUAGAGCUUCCUCUCAACCUGGAAGAAUUACCAUCUUCAGAACAUAAACAUUGUUCCUUUCUCACUGGACACUUUAAAAGAAAUGAUAAUAUUAUUUGUAACUAGUAUUUACUAAAGUACUUAAGCAACUGUAGGGUUUUUCUGUAUUUACUUAUGACUGUUGCUUCUACUCAGCCCUUUCAUAGAAACUGAGCCUGUUAACUUUGGGCCAUACUGCAGUUUAUAAACAGCUACAAAUUUCUAUUGGUAACCAAAGAAUACCUAAGUAGUUUUCACUAUUUUAAAUUGAGCUUAAAUAAAGAUUCAAGAAGUUAAAUGUAGAGUUCAGUAUUCAGGAAGCUUAAUACUGUUUUUAAUCUUAAGGUUUCAAAUAAUCCUACCUUCAGAAUUAAUGUGUCUUUGUGACUCAAAAAAAAAACAUUUUGAGAGCUGUAUGACUUAAUACCAUACUGAAUAUAGUACCAGGCACCCAGUAUAAUAUUUUUAAUUUACUAUACCAACAACGGGGAAGCAUUCAUAGAAGCAUCAUUAUCCCAAUACUAAAGUAAAUUGAGUGAUACCUUUACAACUCCUUUUUUAAAGAAUCAAUGAAUAAUAAAUUUUCUAGAUGGUCAUUUCUUUUGGUAAACUGUUCACCCCUUUGUACAAAUUGGCAUUUUUAAUAUAGUAAAUUGCGUUAUUGAUGCUACUUUAGCUCUAGUAGUAUGCUGUUUUUACUUGGAUUGAAAGACAUGUGACUCAAAUUUUCAAGUUAGAAGAGAUGUCUCUUGAAGUAUCAUUGCUUUUAUGUUGAAGUAGCAUUUCACUUUACUCCAGUUCUGCUGUUAACAUAAAGAUGGCAUAUUUCAGUAACAUUUAAAAUGAAUUUUCAGCAAUUAUCACAAAAUUAAACCAAGAAAAUCCUUACCUUUAUCUUCUAGCAUUUUUUUUCUCAGUGAUCUCAAGAUUGCCUUGGUUCCAGUGAGGGGUAACUACUCAAAUGGCACCUCUCUUUCCAGUGAUGAGGCUCAGGAUAUCAUAACACCAGUAUCAGGGUAAAUAUCUCUUCUAAAGAUGUUUCCCUUUUACAAAAAUAGAAAAGUUUCAUACUACCUCAUCUUUAUUGUGGCGCUUUUGUAGAUCACUGAGAAGCUUAUCUUAUUAAUCAAUAUAACACUAAAUAUCCAUCUUUGGUAAAAGAAAAUUAAUAGUAUGGUAAGACUCUACCCAUGAUUAUAGGUUUUUUAUCAGAAUUUGAUAAUGAAACUUUCUGUUUCUGUGAAACAAUUAUUUUAAAUAUUUUUCUUUUAAAAAUAAUUUUUUAUCAGCACAGAAAAACCCAAGGAUGACUAGCUAAUGAAUAUUCUAUUAAAGGGUAAUUUUAUAAAGAGAAAUGAAAUAGAAUUAUGUUGUCUUUUAUAAUGAUAAAAAUUAGUGUUUAUAUGAAAACCAUGAUCUAAGCUUUUCAUAUAUUCAGACUGGUUGCUUGUGAUAUAUAUUCUCUGGCUUUCUUAUUUUUUCAAGGUAUUAAUAGCUGUUAACAUUUUCAAAAUACUGUCAUAUAUAUAGCAUUGAAGUAAGUAUAUAUCUACUAAAAGAGCAGGGAAGACUCAUUUACUCUGAAAUUGUAUUUUUCCUUUGGUAUUUGCUACAGUGAAAAAAAAUGGAAUGUAGAAAUAUAAAGACUUGGGAAGGGAAUUGUUUACCAUGAAAGAAAAAGAAAAAAGAGUAAUAAUAAAUAAAUUUUUUAAAGCAUUUAGGGAUUGAAAUUUUAAAAGGUUAACCCGUUUCUGAGUGACUUUGUAAAGACACAUUUGGAAGAGAAUCUAGUAUUAAGAGACUAGUAUCUUUUUAAAAAUUGUAAGAAAUGUGAUUAUUGGAAUAUUCAAGUAAAAUAAGUAAGUUUUGAGAGGUACAAUUAGGGAAGAUAUAAAUAUAUCUAAAUAUAAAUUUUGUAACUCUAAUUUGGACAUCAUGAGCAUUUGAAAAGUGUAAAUUCCAGAGUCAAAAAGGCAUUCAGCAUGGUGGAAAUGUGUAGUGUUUACUGGCUGGAAAGGAUGGGGCUGAAAGAAACAAGAUAAAAUAUUAAAAUUAAGAAUGUAGGCAUUACCUCAGGGAAAAGCCUUGACAGUGAAGGGAACUACUUAAUCGCUAAUAGCUAGUCUGGACCAGACACUUAACUGCUUUGGGAAUCAUCCUGCACUAAUCAAGAAAUAAACUUGACUUUUAUAUUUCUCUGUGAAGCUUUUCAGGACAUACCCCACCUCCUCUUUCCUUUUUUUUUUUUUUUUUAAGCUACAGUAUCUUGAUUCAUACUGCCAUUCCUGAAAUACCCCAAAUGGAUUUUUUUUAGGACCCUUGAGUGUUUUUGUAUGAAGAAUCAUGUGAUCUUUCUAAAACCAUGUCAUUCAGUUAAAUAAUUCAUAGAGAGAAUGGUUUAAUUUAAAGGAGGCCCUAAUAGGAAGAAGAUUAAAGGAAGCUUUUAGUCAGCCUGUGGCUAGAUUUAUUGAUUUAGUGAUCAGACCUGUGUUCUUUCCUGAAUUUCAGCUAAUGGCAAACUGUGGUCAAAGAAUGGCUUUCAGCAAAGUUUUGACUUAUAAAUAAUAUAAAGAAUGUAUUAGUAAUUAGAAAUCCUUUAAAGAGCAAAUGUGGCAAAUAAGACUCAUAUCAUUAUACAAAUUCCAUUUCUUUUUAUAAGAAAAACACAAACCAUUAUCAUUUAUUCAUGAGCCAAAGCCAUUAAGAAGAAAAAUCAAGUUAUCAGCUUCCUGUCUCACUGAAGUUUGGAUCAUUUUAUAGAUCCAUGUAAUAGCUUCCUUCCUAUGAAACAAAAACCUUGAGACCUAGCUCUUCUAAAUAAAUUCUUAGUUUUAUUAAACAAUUUUUUGGGUCAGUUUUAGCUCUAAACAAAGCCAAAUAGGUUAUACAUUAAUUUUGGUAAAGCAAGUGUCACAGGAAAGCAGACAAUUAUAAGGUAUUCCUGGAGACAAUAUAAGAAAAACAAUGUUUAGAUGUAAAAUAGCCUGUGUGUUAGGUCUUAAUGCCCAAGUGAAUAAAAGGUUUUAAGUAGAUUAUUGUUUCUACUUCAGAAAAAAAAAUCUUUAUAGUUUUGAUUUUAACAUAAUCAGUUUUACAUUCAUUUUUAUUUAAAAAGAAUGAAUAGCACAAAGUGUUCUUUUCUGUUUUAAUGACCUACUACAAAUGAGUAAUGCUAUAAGAGUGUACAAGACUCUUGUAUGUAUUCUAAUACAUUAAGAUAUUGGACACAAAAUGAAGGUAACUUUUUGAAACUGAUAGGCUUCUAAGUAGAAGAAAUAUAGACUAAUGGAUAAAACCCAAUGGAAAGAUAUUUAGGGCACAUGAGCCCUACUUCAAAUAAAUUAGAAAUCCUAUUUCAAACAUUUUUUAUUUCCUUUUUAAUUUUGAGUACAUUUACUCAAUCCUAAGUCUUCUUUGCCUUCAUUUCCUAACAGAAAACAUAGGUAAUAUAUGUCACUUCUUGAAGGUCAAUUCUUCACUUAGGACUCUUGGAGCAUACUUGAAAAUCAUUUCCUGUACAGCUCUUAAAUACUAACGUGAUGAUAGGUUUUCAAAGUAUCUCCUUAGAAAACACUACAGAUUUUUUAGUCUGUAGUAGGCUUUCUUGGCUUGGUUUGACAAAGUACAAUUUGAAUUUAUGGUUUGGACUCUGCAAUUAGAUGCACAAUUGCAAUUUCCUCCUACCCUUAAUAAGGUUUAUCUAAGAUUGAUAUUUGCCUAAAUUGUUUUAAAGGUUGAUUACAUUUGCAGGAAGUAAAGAUAAUCCAUUUUACUGUGGUUAAAAUCAAAUCUAAGCUUUCAGACUUGAGUGUAAACUCAAGGUUUACUUUAAUUACGCUGACUUUGUUAGAAUUGGAUAGAUUCCGUAUAAACCAAGUAUGAAUUUCAUAUAUACUUGAAUGUACAGAGUUUAAGUAGUAAAUUCACAAAACUAUUAGGACUUACCAGUCAGGUUUGUGUGAUCCACCCCUUACCCAAAAAAAGUAGAUUGUUUCCAUUAUUAUUUCUAUUUCUGAAAUUGAAUGUUUCUUCUUGGAUGUGAGUUCAAAUAAAUUUAUCUGAAUAAAUUUUCAUUUCUUCUUAAUUAAAACUUAACAUAAAAUCCAAA
Messenger RNA from Manis javanica (Malayan pangolin), 6510 nucleotides. RefSeq names its product suppressor of cytokine signaling 4 (gene SOCS4). Gene Ontology annotation, biological process: intracellular signal transduction; negative regulation of epidermal growth factor-activated receptor activity; positive regulation of proteasomal ubiquitin-dependent protein catabolic process. Lineage: Eukaryota; Metazoa; Chordata; Mammalia; Pholidota; Manidae. Gene Ontology annotation, molecular function: 1-phosphatidylinositol-3-kinase regulator activity. Gene Ontology annotation, cellular component: phosphatidylinositol 3-kinase complex. The record is from RefSeq and is a predicted model, not a curated record.